Messenger RNA from Cyanistes caeruleus (blue tit), 6899 nucleotides. The record is from RefSeq and is a predicted model, not a curated record. Lineage: Eukaryota; Metazoa; Chordata; Aves; Passeriformes; Paridae.
CUCUCCUCUCUUCCUCUCCUCUCUUCCUCUCCUCUCUUCCUCUCCUCUCUUCCUCUCCUCUUCCUCCAGGGGUGGGUGUACAGGGGAUGCAGCGUUUUGCCUGUCCCCAUCACUGACAUGUCCCUGUGAGCGUGUGUGCGCGCAGCGGGGCUCGGGGCAGUGUGUCUGUCCGUGUCGUGUGUCCGUGUGUCUGUCUGUGCUCGCCCAUCACCGCCCCGUCCAUCCCAGCUGGCCGCUCCGCAGGGCGCACCCGGGUCAGGAGCCGGGCUCCAGGUACCGCUUCAGGUGGUGCCGUGUCUGUGCAGGCUGCGGGUUGGAUUUCUAGCAAGCUUUGCACCACGGAGAAAAGAGGAGCUGAUGUGAGAAAGGAGAUAUGGAUAUGUCCAUGAUGGGAAGGUGCCGCGUGCCCCAUCUCUUGGUUCUUCUCACAUUCGUGUUCAGCGGGGAGAGAACCGAGGCACAAAGAGCAGGUUGCAAGAGUGUUCACUACGACCUUGUCUUCCUCUUGGACGCCUCCUCCAGCGUUGGAAAAGAAGAUUUUGAGAAAGUUCGUCAGUGGGUGUCUAAUUUGGUGGAAACUUUUGAGAUUGGCCCAGACAAAACGCGUGUAGGUGUGGUGCGAUACGGCGAUCGUCCAACCACAGAGUUCGACCUGGGGAAGUACAAAACCCGUGAGGAAAUCAAAGAGGCUGCACGAAAGAUUCAGUAUUAUGGGGGUAACACCAACACUGGAGAUGCUCUCAGGUACAUCACCACCUACAGCUUUUCCAAGGAAGCUGGUGGGAGACUUAGUGACCGAACUGUUAAAAAGGUGGCUAUCCUUUUGACUGAUGGAAGGAGCCAGGAUUUUGUCUUGGAUCCAGCCACUGCAGCCCAUCAGGCUGGGAUUAGGAUUUUUGCUGUGGGUGUUGGAGAAGCCUUAAAAGAGGAACUUGAUGAGAUUGCUUCAGAGCCCAAGUCUGCUCAUGUGUUUCAUGUGUCUGAUUACAACGCCAUUGAUAAAAUUCGGGGGAAGCUGAGGAGGCGUCUCUGUGAGAAUGUCCUGUGUCCAAACGUCCACGUGGAAGGAGACCGGUUCAAACACACCAAUGGGGGGACUGAUGAGAUUCCAGGAUUUGAUCUGAUGGAUUCAUUCAGUGUGAAGCAGAUUUUUGGAAUGAAAGAAGAUGGGAUUCAGAGUGCUUAUGUACGGCUUGGAAGCUUUCCUGUUGUUCAGAAAACUGAGGAUGUAUUUCCACAAGGUCUGCCUGAUGAAUAUGCCUUUGUAACUACCUUCAAAUUCCGGAAAGCUUCCAGGAAGGAAGACUGGUAUAUCUGGCAGAUUAUUGACAAGUAUGGCAUACCACAGGUCUCGAUCCGGCUGGACGGAGAGAACAAAGCUGUGGAGUACAACGCUGUUGGGCUCACCAAGGACGCCGUCAGGGUGGUGUUCCGAAACGCACGAGUCACUGACCUGUUCGACCGCAACUGGCACAAAAUCGCCCUCAGCAUCCAGUCCAAGGCUGUGUCGCUGUACAUAGACUGCAAACUGGUGCAGAUGCUGCCCAUUGAAGACAGGGAGAACAUUGACAUUCAAGGAAAGACUGUGAUUGGCAAACGCUUGUACGACAGUGUCCCCAUUGAUUUUGAUCUUCAGCGGAUGGUGAUUUACUGUGAUUCCCGGCACGCCGAGCUGGAGACCUGCUGCGACAUUCCCUCUGGACCAUGCCAGGUCACGGUCCUGACAGAAGCACCUCCCCUGGAAGUGAGGCCCACUGUUGGCAGUGAGCAAGUUGGACAUCUCAAGAUUUUUAACUGCUCCUGUCCUCCUGGACAAAAGGGGGAGAGGGGUCCACUUGGCUUUGAAGGUCCCAAAGGUCAAAAGGGAGAAAGAGGCAUCCCAGGACUUCCUGGACUCCGAGGAGAAAAAGGAGAGUCAGGCAAAGCCUAUGGCAUAGGAGAAAAAGGAGAAAAGGGUGAAGAAGGCUUUCCUGGCUUUCCUGGACUGAAAGGGGAUAAAGGAGAAAAAGGAUCCCUGGGCUCACCUGGCCCCCCUGGGAGGGAUGGAGCAAAAGGAGAAGCCGGUGAACCAGGACAGCCAGGAGUAUUUGGACUGCCUGGGCCAGCAGGUCCAAAGCUGUCGAAGGUCUCACGCUUCUCUGGUUUACCAGACAUGAUCUCAGCACAGGCCUUGAGAGAAAGAGGAGAAAAGGGAACACGAGGAGACAAGGGAGACAGAGGCCUGGAUGGAUUCCCUGGAAAGCCAGGUGUGGAGGGGAAACAGGGUCCUCCUGGCAGCCCUGGUCCUCCUGGUACCAGUGGGACCAAAGGAGACAAGGGUGAACCAGGACUUCCAGGAUUGCCUGGCACUUCAGUGCAUACUGAAGGCCUAAAAGGAGAGGAAGGAAAGCCGGGGCCACGUGGACCACAAGGCCAACCUGGACUUCCUGGACCUCCAGGAGAGCCUGGACUGGAAGGCAAGCCUGGAGUCCCUGGUUUGCCAGGUCAAAGGGGUAAAAAGGGAGAACCAGGAUUCCCAGGAAUCAAUGGUCUGAUUGGCCCUCAGGGACCUCCAGGGCCCCCAGGCAUUGCUGGACCCCCGGGACCACCUGGGCCACCGGGACUGCCAGGAGAGAUUGGAGUUUCUGGUAAAACUGGACCACCUGGACCACCUGGGCUGCCUGGCAAAGAUGGACUCAGUGGGCUUCCAGGGCUUCCAGGUCAAAAGGGAGAACGAGGGGAAAAGGGUGAGGAAGGCUUUCCUGGAAAAGUUGGCCCUAAGGGUGAACCAGGGAGCCGUGGCCAACCUGGUGAGCAGGGUGAAGCAGGUUUUCCUGGUCCUAGGGGCUUACCUGGACUGAGAGGAGAAAAAGGAGACCGGGGAGAAAAAGGAAGAGACGGUCUCCCAGCAAUGAAAGGUGAAAGAGGAGAAAAGGGUGACACAGGUUCCCCUGGACCCCCAGGCUUACCUGGAACAACAGCCUUCUUCACCCCACACCCCAGGAUUCCUGGUGAACCUGGACCAAAAGGAGACAAAGGAGAUCGAGGAAUGAGUGGAGAACCUGGAUUACCUGGGGUCCCAGGUGAGCAAGGUGCACCAGGACCUGCAGGAGUACAGGGUGCAAAGGGGGAGAAAGGAGCCCGAGGAGAGGCUGGAGCCCCUGGAGAGACUGGUUUGAGUGGACCAGCAGGGCCCCCAGGUCCAAGAGGCUUGCCAGGAAAUGUGGGUGUGCCUGGAGCUCCUGGACUCCCAGGAAAGGCAGGAGAAAAGGGGGAAAGGGGUGAUCCUGGAAAAGAAGGAAAAGUGGGUUUACCUGGGCCGCCAGGUGAGCCAGGGCGUGCUGGAGAGCCAGGUUUGCCUGGGAAGGGUAAAGAUGGAGAAAGGGGGGAAAGGGGACCACCAGGCUUGCCAGGACCCUUUGGACAUAAGGGUGAGAGGGGAGCUCCUGGCCUCCCUGGACAGCCAGGGGACAGAGGAGUGCCAGGAGUCGGCCUGGCUGGACCCCCUGGCCCUGCAGGACCCCCAGGAGACAAAGGAUCCCUGGGUCCCCGUGGUGUACCUGGUAUCCCUGGACCACAGGGACCUCCUGGCCAGGAUGGUGUGCCUGGAAAUCCAGGGGAAAGAGGACCUCCUGGAAAACCUGGUUCCCCACCCUUGCUGACUCCAGAGGACAUAAAUCUCCUAGUGAAGGAUGUGUGCAGUGAGUGCCCUCCUGGCCCACCAGGACUGCCAGGCAUCCCAGGUUUCAAAGGGGAUAAAGGUCUCCGAGGACCACCAGGUAGAGAUGGCCAGGAUGGGAAAAUGGGGAUUGCUGGUCCCAGGGGUCCUCCAGGCCCACCUGGGCUCGAUGGCCCAAAGGGUGCUAAAGGAGACCGUGGUAUGACUGGGGAAGUAGGAGAAAAAGGUGAACAGGGCCACCCUGGGAUGCCUGGUUUCUCAGGGGCUCCUGGAAACCCUGGUCCACCUGGGUCAGAUGGGGCACCAGGACCAAUAGGACCAGCAGGAAACCCGGGAGACGUGGGCAAAGAUGGUCCCCCAGGUCCACAGGGCCCACCAGGGCUGCCCGGACUUCCAGGCAUUGCUGGGAAUGAUGGCAAAGAUGGCAAACCAGGAUCUCUGGGGGAGCCGGGCAAACCUGGAGAACAAGGGCUCCCAGGCCGGGAGGGUGCCAGAGGAUUGCCGGGCUUCAAAGGACAGAGAGGAGAUACAGGUCCCCCAGGUCCCCGGGGGGAGCCAGGUGUGACGGGUCCUGCUGGUCGUGAGGGGCCACCAGGGAAAGAUGGUGAUCCUGGUCCCAUAGGACCACAGGGCCCUCGAGGACCCCGAGGGCAGCCGGGCAAGAAUGGAGUGCCUGGAUCUGCAGGAGAACCUGGCCCAGCUGGUAUCCCAGGUCCCAAAGGAAAUAAAGGAGAAACAGGCAGCCCAGGACUCCCUGGCUUUAUAGGACCCCGAGGACCACCUGGAGAGCCAGGUGAGAAAGGUCCUCCUGGAAAAGAGGACACACCAGGGAAACAGGGUGCAAUUGGCUCCAGAGGAGAGAGGGGUGAGCCUGGCAUCAAAGGAGAAAAAGGCCCUCAAGGAGAAAAGGGUCCUCCAGGUGAUCCUGGGAUACCUGGUCAUAAGGGCCAUCCGGGACUGAUGGGUCCCCAUGGACCUCCAGGAGACACUGGGCAAGUUGGACCUCCCGGUCCUCCGGGACAACCAGGAUUUCCAGGACCAAGGGGAGAACCUCCAUCUCUAGAGACUUUGAGGAGACUCAUCCAAGAGGAGUUAUCCAAGCAGCUAGAUGCAAAGUUACCCUAUAUCCUGGCUCAGAUACAGCCUGCACAGGUAAAAGCAUCCCAUGGCAGACCAGGACCUCCUGGUCCCCCUGGGAAGGAAGGACUCCCAGGAAGAACUGGCCCUCCGGGAGAGCCUGGGCGGCCUGGACAGACAGGGUCUGAAGGGCCACCUGGACCAACUGGUCCCAAAGGAGAAAGAGGAGCAAAGGGUGAGAAAGGAGACACUGGCGUUGGUCAACGAGGGGAAAUGGGUCCUCCAGGAAUUCCAGGCCUCCCAGGGGAGCCUGGUUAUGCCAAAGAUGGGAUGCCAGGACCUCCUGGCCCUCAAGGUGAAGCCGGUGUGCCAGGUCUGGCAGGUCCCCAGGGACCCCCGGGAGCCAAUGGACAGUGUGACCCCUCUCAGUGCGCUUACUAUGCGAGCCUGGCUGCGCGGCCCUCCAAUGUCAAAGGGCCAUAGCGUGCAGGGAGCACCCCCAGACUUGUUUUGAAAACUUGAAUUCCUCACACCUGCCAAGAGCUCUCUAAUGUCCUCAGCUGUGUUUCUUUUGCAGGAGGCCUUCUAAAGCCAACAAAUGCUGCCGGUCGGUCAGAUUAUUUUUAUGAAUUAUAAUUAUUAUUAUUAUUAUUAUCUUUGAUGUGAUAUGUGAACUUAUUUUUAUGUUUGUUUUCUCUAACAUCAGGGCAUAUUAAAAUGUUAAAAAUAAGUGGGAUUUUUUUCCUCUUUUGAAGAGCAUAUAAUAGCAAUGCGUUGUGUGACUGUUUAUGCAAAACCAUUCCAAUGCCAAAUUUUUAAUCUGUUACCUGAUUAAUUCUUUACAAAGCUUUAUCCCUCACCUUUUCAACUGAAAUCAAAUCCUGCAGCCUGGGGCAUUAACUGUGACACACAGGCACAGGAUUGUUGGUGCUAUUUGACAUUCACUUGGAGGGGAGGAAGAUAAAGUCAUACCAAAGCUAGAAAAGGUAUCUCUAGUACAUCCAACUCCCAAUGGAGAAUUUUGAACAACUAGUGUGUGUUUUCCAGAAUAUCCCUGUUAAAUUUAAUAUUCUUCUGCUGAUAACUGAAUCAAUAUUCUUUAGGAACUACUUUUUCAUGGAGUCAUGUGGAAUUUCAUAAUAAAGGCCUGAAGGGAUGACACAGAAGAUCUAAGAUCUCCCUGUAUUUGAGAGUUUUGUUCCAAGAAAUGGAGCUUACUUACCUCUGUCAGGGAUAUGCCUUUUCAAGGUUAUCCUCUGUCAGGUCAAGGAUGCCAAAUCCCCUGUCACCACAUGCACAGCUCCCUACCACUGCUUCACCCAAAAAUCAGCCAGAGCAGCAUAGAAAGUCCCCUGGUAUUAAAAACUCAGGAAGGCAACUGUGGCCCAAAUCACCAUUUUGGUUGAUCCAUUAGGACAAUAACUUAGCAAGCUGUUUUACUUAGGGGGCUGGUGCAUAGUGCAGGCUGGUCUAGGAGGAUGUUGAUCUUUGAUGAAAGGAUCAGAGCACAGAGAUGUUCAGAAUCAUGGGGGAAAAUUGUGUUUGACGGUGAAAGCAACAAGCCAGAAACUGGCUAUUUCUCCUUAUCAGCUAAUUGCCAAAAUCAACUUUAGAAUGCAAAGACAAAGUAAAAAGGGGAUGGAGUCUGAAAAGACCUUCACAAUAGGUCAUGUGUGACCCAAACCCUCUGACCAAGCCAUGCCACUCAUUGUGAGCAGAUCUGAGAAGUGAUCAGGCCUUGGAUAUAUGCCAGCCAGCAAAGCAGCUGCAUUGUCAAACCUCUUCUGCACAAAGCAGUUUGUAGUGAGAGAUGGGAGUAAUGGACCUGACACAGGCACUAAGUGCUGAAUGUGUUUGGGAAUCUCAUCUGUUCUUUUGGAGACAGAAAAGAGGCACCCUGCCCUGCUAACACAUUCACCAUAUGGCAUGGUGCUUCCAAACUGGCCAGCCCAAGCAGAAGCCACAGCUGUAGCUAACCAGCCCAGAAUCAGACCCUGAGGCUAAAGCCCAGAGAUAAGCAUUUGCCAACCUUGAAGUCUUUUCUCACCCAGGAACAGAUAAAAUUUGUCUCUGCUUUAUUGAAAAAUUAAAUUAAAUAACAAGUAUAAAUGCCAGGGUUAAACAAAGUCUUUACUGUGUAGCUCUCAAUGGUGCUAUUUUUGCU